AUUAGUUUGUAUUUACGCAAAUUGCGUUAAGAUCACUGGCGAGCCUCCUCAGCUGGUUAGCCAAGUAUCCACUGAAAAAGAGAUGAGCAGGAAAACGAAAACAAUGUAUUCCAAGCUACAGAAAUAACGACAUAAAGGACAUUAAAACAGGUGGCAUGGCACACAGCAUCACCCACAAGACCAAGACUUUAUCCGGACCAAGUAGCUGUUUGACAAGCUAUUAGCUUUAUGAUUACAGGAGUCCAGAAACUCAAAAGCUUUCUAGCUGUGACCUAUACAGUAAAUAGAAUAAAUGAUAUAUCUUUUCAUACUUUAGAGUCAGAAAGAAAGCCUUUUAGCUCAUUUUGUUUUAUUUAUUUAUUCUUUUGUCAUGGUGGAAUAUUUUCCCUAAACCUAAAGCUGGUGUAGCUUCAGUUUCAUGUGGCAGUUUAGCGUGCUGCUAGCAACUUAUGUUGGCAUACUGGUCCGUUAUCCACCGUCAUCAUCUCUGGCCCCUACAAGGGGGUAAAAAUACAUUCCUAGUGCUGCCUCCUUACCUCAUCUUCUUUUUAUUUUCCUAACAUUCAUUCACCAACCACGCCCUCCCCACCCAAAAAUCAUCAGCUACACCUCUUUUUAGUCUCACCAGCCAUCAUCACUCUUUUUUUUUAUAGUACUUCAGUUGUAACUCAGAUCUACUUCUGUCCUUUGAAUCCAGCUUCUAUCCAUUCUACUUACAUCUUAAGUACCAUAAAUAAAUCCCACAGUUAGCGAGGGGUCAGGCCGUUGUUUUGGUGGUUGCUUUGGUUGCAUGGAAUCGGCCUAACCGUGGAGAGGCCAGGCUACCACAAACUGAUGGACUUUGACAAGCGAGGAGUAGGUGGAGGAGGUGGUGGAGGAGGAGGAGGUGGAGGAGGAAAGGGGGAGGCAGAGGAAGGAAAAAGAAUGUCUGGGAAGACAGGCAGCCGAUCAGGGCGGGGUGCUGGCUCCAACUCUGGGGUCCUGAUGGUCGGACCAAACUUCCGGGUUGGAAAGAAGAUCGGCUGUGGGAACUUUGGAGAGCUACGACUUGGAAAGAACCUUUACACCAAUGAAUAUGUGGCCAUCAAACUGGAACCAAUCAAAUCCCGGGCACCACAGCUCCACCUAGAGUAUCGCUUUUACAAGCAGCUGGGAAGUUCAGAGGGCGUACCUCAGGUGUUUUACUUUGGACCGUGUGGUAAAUACAACGCCAUGGUUCUGGAGCUUCUGGGACCCAGCUUAGAAGAUCUGUUUGACCUGUGUGACAGGACUUUCUCUCUAAAGACUGUACUUAUGAUAGCCAUACAACUGAUAACUCGGAUGGAGUUUGUCCACACCAGAAGCCUCAUCUAUCGCGACGUAAAGCCAGAGAAUUUCUUGGUAGGCCGACCAGGGUCUAAACGACAGCACACCAUUCACAUCAUAGAUUUCGGCUUGGCCAAAGAAUACAUCGACCCAGAGACCAAGAAACACAUCCCAUACAGAGAACACAAGAGUCUUACUGGAACAGCCAGAUACAUGAGCAUCAGUACUCAUCUGGGAAAAGAGCAAAGCAGACGGGACGACCUGGAAGCUUUAGGCCACAUGUUCAUGUACUUCCUGAGAGGCAGUCUGCCCUGGCAGGGACUAAAGGCCGACACUCUGAAAGAGCGAUAUCAGAAGAUAGGAGACACCAAGAGAGACACACCGAUAGAAGUCCUCUGUGAGAGUUUUCCAGAAGAGAUGGCCACCUACCUGCGGUAUGUGCGUCGGCUGGACUUCUUCGAGAAACCAGAUUAUGACUAUCUGAGAAAACUCUUCACGGACCUGUUCGACAGAAACGGAUACAUCUUCGAUUACCAGUAUGACUGGACUGGAAAGCCACUGCCCACUCCAAUUGGUCCGGUGGCCACGGAGACGCCACUUCAGACGAGCAGCCAGCAGAAGACAACGCAGACCAAAAACCAGUCUCCAGAGGGGAAAGGCAGUGAGUCUCAACCCACUCCAGUCACCAAUCGAGAACUGCUGGGCUCCCAUCUUACAGCUGAUAGGCUGGGCGGGUCUGUCCAGGUGAUGAGUUCCACCAAUGGGGAGCUGAACACAGACGACCCCACUGCUGGACACUCCAACGCACCAAUCACAGCCAACGCAGAGGUGGAAGUUGCUGAUGACACCAAGUGCUGCUGUUUCUUCAAGAGGAGAAAGAGGAAAGCUCUCCAGAGGCACAAAUGAAAACCAGGAGAUGGAAACCUCCAUUUUCUUUCCGUUUUCUCCCUUCUCUCUGGCUCUUUCUCCCAUCAUGGUCCUUAAACCUGUUCUCCUGCCAUCCCUCGCACCUCUGCUGAAGGAGUCUCUGUAGUCCGCCUUCGGCCAGCCCAGCUGGUCUAGUGGUUUCUACUGCUCUGGAUGGAGGAGGGGGAUGGGAACAUUUUGACCACAGAUUUUAAAACGGUGGACUGAUGGUCUCCGACCAGCACAGCCGCUGUAACUCUGACAGGCUGGAUUUAACUGCUUUACUGGAGUUUUUCUUUUCUUCUUGCGUACUGACUGGCUCAGAGGAGAAUGACCUGUAUUUCCAAGGAGUGGACGAGAUGAGCGACUGAUGGACCACAUGUUGACGUACACCUUUAUAAACCACGCUACACACGUUUCUUAGCUCGUCAGAGACUUGGUGGACAUGAGGACGAAGCAGUUCAGCUGUUGCACACCGAGCGGCUCGGUCUACUUCCUGCAACGGACUGGGUUUCAUGUGUUUCUCAUUCACUCUUAAAACCACCAGAAUCAAAACUUUAAAAAAGAUGUUUAUGUAAAAUCUCUGCUUUGUUUUCUCCAUUUUAAUUUGUUACUAAAAACGAUUGUUCUAUUAAAGCUUUUCUUUUUCUUC
Melanotaenia boesemani (Boeseman's rainbowfish) is the source of this 2863-nucleotide messenger RNA. Its product is annotated as casein kinase I-like. The transcript is spliced from 12 exons. The record is from RefSeq and is a predicted model, not a curated record. Bases 835 to 2211 code for a protein of 458 amino acids. Lineage: Eukaryota; Metazoa; Chordata; Actinopteri; Atheriniformes; Melanotaeniidae. Gene Ontology annotation, biological process: peptidyl-serine phosphorylation; signal transduction; positive regulation of canonical Wnt signaling pathway. Gene Ontology annotation, molecular function: ATP binding; protein serine/threonine kinase activity. Gene Ontology annotation, cellular component: nucleus; cytoplasm; plasma membrane.